GUCACAGCAGCUGAUACAGAAUGAGCUCCAAGCACUCGUCCGACUGGAUUCCCUACAGCACUUUAGACGAUGAGGGCACCAACCUCCGACAGCAGAAGCUGGACAGACAGCGAGCGCUCCUCGAGCAGAAGCAGAAGAAAAAGAGACAAGAGCCUCUGAUGGUCCAGUCCAACGUGGACGGGAGGUCGCGCGCUCGUCGAACCAAGCAGAGCGAGGAGCAGGCGCCGCUGGUGGAGUCCUACCUCAGCAGCAACAGCAGCACCAUCUACCACGUGCAAGAAGCUGAACAGGAGGAGGUGAAGGUGAUAUCGGACACGCAGCCGCCUCGCUCAGCCAAAAAGGGAAAAGCUUCGGCCAGCUCCACACCACAGACGGGCAGCGACAAGAAGGAGAGGAAGGGGAAACACAAAGCGAUCGAUGGCCUGGCUUCCCAGCAGGACGACAGCCCGAUCCAGAUCCUGACGGUGGGUCACAACAGCACAGACGAGGGCGAGGCGGAGCCCGUCAUGAGCUGCACUCAGUCGCAGAGCAAGCAGGAUCUGCGCGUCACCAUGCUCAAGAAAGGUAUAUCCAGCAGUAUGAAUUUUGACGAAGAAGAGGAUGACGACGAUGAAAUUAGCUCUAGUUCAUCACAGCUCAACAGCAACACGAGGCCAGGCUCUGCCACCAGUAAGAAGUCCUGCAAGGAGGUGGCCUCAGCACCCACUCCACCAGUCAAUGAACCCGCCAUUGACGUCGAUGACCUUGAGGAGUUUUCUCUGCGACCCGCUCCGCAGGGGGUCAGAGUGAAGUGCAGAAUCACCAGAGACAAGAAGGGCAUGGACAGAGGCAUGUAUCCCACCUACUACCUUCAUCUGGAGAGAGAGGACGGCAAGAAGGUGUUCCUGUUGGCUGGGAGGAAGAGAAAAAAGAGUAAAACAUCAAAUUACCUCAUCUCCAUUGAUCCCACUGAUCUGUCUCGAGGUGGGGAGAGUUUCAUCGGUAAACUGAGAUCGAACCUCAUGGGAACCAAGUUCACCGUGUACGACAGCGGCCUGAACCCCAUGAAGAGCACCACCAGCCUCGAAGCUAGCAGUCUGCGUCAGGAGCUAGCAGCCAUUUGCUAUGAAACCAAUGUCUUAGGAUUCAAAGGACCUCGCAAGAUGAGCGUCAUCAUUCCCGGAAUGAACAUGGACCACGAGAGAGUUUCUAUUCGCCCCCGAAACGACCAUGAGUCACUGCUGGCCAGGUGGCAGAACAAGAACACAGAGAGCGUGAUUGAACUUCACAACAAGACGCCCGUGUGGAACGAUGACACACAGUCCUAUGUGCUCAACUUCCACGGCAGAGUCACUCAGGCUUCGGUCAAGAAUUUCCAAAUCAUCCACGACAACGACCCCGACUACAUCGUGAUGCAGUUCGGCCGCGUGGCAGAAGAUGUCUUCACCAUGGACUAUAACUACCCAAUGUGUGCCCUGCAGGCCUUCGCCAUCGCCCUCUCCAGCUUCGACAGCAAGCUGGCCUGCGAGUAG
Stegastes partitus (bicolor damselfish) is the source of this 1511-nucleotide messenger RNA. It is a transcript of the gene tub, whose product is annotated as TUB bipartite transcription factor. The transcript has 12 exons. The record is from RefSeq and is a predicted model, not a curated record. Lineage: Eukaryota; Metazoa; Chordata; Actinopteri; Pomacentridae. Gene Ontology annotation, biological process: protein localization to cilium. Bases 21 to 1511 code for a protein of 496 amino acids. Gene Ontology annotation, cellular component: cilium.